Messenger RNA from Hordeum vulgare subsp. vulgare (domesticated barley), 2189 nucleotides. Its product is annotated as probable fucosyltransferase 8. The coding region runs from base 1 to 2118 and encodes 705 amino acids. Gene Ontology annotation, biological process: cell wall biogenesis; xyloglucan biosynthetic process. Gene Ontology annotation, cellular component: membrane; Golgi apparatus. The record is from RefSeq and is a predicted model, not a curated record. The transcript has 3 exons. Gene Ontology annotation, molecular function: galactoside 2-alpha-L-fucosyltransferase activity. NCBI's taxonomy places the organism in Eukaryota, Viridiplantae, Streptophyta, Magnoliopsida, Poales, Poaceae.
AUGCCCAAGAUUAAGCACACUGCCCAGAAGGACUCUGCUGUCUCAUCCGCUCAUGCCGCUCUUGGCACGGGGUCGGAUGACACUGAUGUACCACGCCGUCCCUUCAAACGGGUCACCUGCCGUUCUCCUCCACAGCCCAGAUCCUGGUCUGAUGGCUCUGACUUCGAGGAUGAGCUUGCAGCGGAGGAACGUGUUGAAUACAUUGCUGUUCGGAAAACUGUGCCGAAGCCGGGGACUCGCAAGCCCUCAUAUAUGCCAUCCCCUCCUCCAGAACAGCCAGCAAGUGAUGCUCGAUUAUGCUACUGGCUGUAUGCGUCCGGGUCAGAAGCUGGCGUGGGCGUCCACGGAGCGUCGGGCCAACACCAAGAGAUGGAGGCCGAGAGAGCGCGUGCUCCCGCGCACAAGGCCGCGGCGACCGGCGGGGAGUUCUGCUGCGUCGGGACGUGGGGUGGUGGCACCGGGAAGCCGGCGAGGCGGGGAUGGCGUGCGCCCGCGGCCGAGGUGGUGGUCGUCGCGCUGCUGGCUACCAUGGCGCUGCUCGUGCUGGCGUUCGGCGCCGGCGGCGCGCGCGGCCUGCUGCCAUCCUCUUUGCAAGGAGUACAGUUCGUGCGAAAGCCAGUCCACGCGACAUCACCCGUGCGUGCGGCGGCUGACCGUGACAAGCCGGCGUCGUCGCCUCGGCGCGACCAGGACGACCGCCUCCUCGGCGGGCUGCUCUCCCCGGCCUUCGACGAGCAGUCGUGCCGUUCCCGGUACGCGUCGCCGUCCCUCUACCGCCGUCCGUCGCGGUUCCGCCCGUCGCCCUACCUCGCGGCGCGCCUCCGGCGGUACGAGGCCCGGCACAGGCGGUGCGGCCCCGGGACGCCGCUCUUCGAGGAGGCCGUCGAGCGCCUGCGCUCCGGCCGCAACGCCGCGCGCUCCGAGUGCCAGUACGCGGUCUGGACGCCGUUCAACGGCCUCGGCAACCGCAUGCUCGCGCUCGCCUCCACGUUCCUGUACGCGCUGCUCACCGACCGCGUCCUGCUCGUGCACGCGCCGCAGGAGUUCGACGGCCUCUUCUGCGAGCCUUUCCCCGGCAGCUCCUGGACGCUGCCCGCCGGCUUCCCGAUCGCUGACUUCGACGGCAUCUUCACCAUGUUGUCGCCGACGAGCUACAAGAACAUGAAGAAGGCCGGCGCGAUAAACGGCGGUGACCAUGUCAAUGUGACCGCCGAGACGCUGCCAGCCUACGUGUUCCUCGACCUCAUCCAGUCCUACACCGACGCCGCCUUCUGCGAGGCCGACCAGCGCGUGCUCGCCAAGUUCAACUGGAUGGUGGUCAAGUCUGACGUCUACUUCGCCACCGCUUUCUUCCUCAUGCCGGCGUACCGGCGCGAGCUCGCGCGGCUGUUCCCGGAGAAGGAGGCUGCGUUCCACCACCUCGCGCGGUACCUCUUCCACCCGUCCAACGACGUGUGGGGGAUCAUCCGUCAAUUCCACGAGGCCUACCUCGCCGGGGCAGACGAGCGCGUCGGCCUCCAGGUGCGCGUGUUCCCGGAGCUGCCGGUGCCGUUCGAGACCAUGUACGGCCAGAUCAUGCGUUGCUCGGAGCAGGAAGGGUUGCUGCCCAAGGUCGCCCGGCAGGAUGCCGCCGCGCCGUCGCCGGACGGCGGGAAGAUGAAGCUGACAUCGAUACUGGUGACGUCCCUGUCCCCGGAGUACUACGAGCGCAUCCGCGGCGUGUACCACGCCAACCGGACGGAGAGCGGGGGAUACGUGGCGGUGCACCAGCCGAGCCACGACGGCGCGCAGCACACGGAGGCGCGCGGCCACAACCAGAGGGCGCUGGCGGAGAUAUACCUGCUGAGCUUCUGCGACCGCAUCGUGACGACGGCCGUGUCGACGUUCGGGUACGUGGCGCACGGGCUGGCUGGGGUGAGGCCGUGGGUGCUCCUGCGGGCGCCGGCGCCGGAGACGCCUGCGGAGCCGGCAUGCGUCCGGUCGUUGACCGUGGAGCCCUGCAUGCAGGCAGCGCCGAGACAGAUGUGCGGUGCGGCGAAAGGGAGCGACAUUGGUGCUCUCGCAUCUUAUGUCCGGCACUGCGAGGACGUGCAUGGAGGCGUCAAGCUAUUCAGCUAGCGCGCCCAUUUGUUUUUUUCUGUGUAGAUACCUUAGCUGCCGAUGGGCGAAACGUUGGGUUAUUCGGUGUA